This is a messenger RNA of Fusarium keratoplasticum, 567 nucleotides long. RefSeq lists its product as uncharacterized. Bases 1 to 567 code for a protein of 188 amino acids. Gene Ontology annotation, biological process: N-terminal peptidyl-methionine acetylation. Gene Ontology annotation, cellular component: NatC complex. Gene Ontology annotation, molecular function: protein-N-terminal amino-acid acetyltransferase activity. The record is from RefSeq and is a predicted model, not a curated record. NCBI's taxonomy places the organism in Eukaryota, Fungi, Ascomycota, Sordariomycetes, Hypocreales, Nectriaceae. The transcript is spliced from 2 exons.
AUGGACCUUACCCAAAUUGACAACCUCCCUGGCGAACUGCGCUACGUCCAAUACGAACAUGCUCUCGAGGCCCAAUAUCUGCCCGCCAUCCGCGCCCUCAUCUCCAAGGACUUGAGUGAGCCCUACAGCAUCUAUGUCUACCGCUAUUUUCUGUGCCAGUGGGCACACCUCUGCUUCAUGGCGCUGAACCCCGUUGAUUCAUCUCUCAUCGGCGUCAUCAUCUGCAAGCUGGAAAUUCAUGCUUCUCACUCCAACCCUACACGGCGGGGCUACAUCGCCAUGCUGGCUGUUGCCUCCGACUUCCGUGGCCAUGGCAUCGCCACGACUCUUGUCAAAAAGGCCAUUGACGCCAUGACCAAGCGCAACGCCGACGAGAUUGUCCUCGAGACCGAGGAGACUAACGUCCCUGCCAUGCGUCUGUAUGAGCAGCUUGGCUUCCUGCGGUCUAAGAAAUUGCACCGCUACUAUCUCAACGGAAACAGCGCGUAUCGACUUGUCCUGCCGCUUAAGUAUAUCGAUCCCGACGCCAGCCCGAAUGAUCUCGAUAUUCUCGACAUGCACGCGUAG